UUUAUUUUAACUAGACUUUCAAAUUGUGUCUGUGUGUAUUGUGGGAUUGGUAAUUGGAUGAAAUAUGGAGUUUGCAACUCAAGUGCUAUGUGACAUCUUCAUUUUGUGUGUGUGUGUGUGUGUGUGUGUGUAUGUAUGUGUGUGUGUGUGUGUAAUGCACACAAAAUUGAGAGAGUCAGAGCUUGGUGUUUUAGGCUGAGUGGGUGGGUGUUUUCUCACAAAUAACCUUCUGUAAGCUUGUGUUUGUACAAGGAAGUCAAAAAAGGUCACUACUGCUGUAAAUUAAGAAAAAUGCUGAGUAGCUCUGCAUUUUGAAUUGUGAUAGAAUCUAUGAAUUUUUGAAAUUGUGCUGUGUGUUUUUAGUAAUUACAAUUUUAGUCCUAAUGGUAUAGGGCCCUCUUUUUUCUGGCACCCUUGUUAGUGCCCUAAGGCUGAGUUACUAACAGCAGGCAACUCAGAGUGAGACAGGAAAGAUUCAGAAUUUGUUUUAAAGGCGUGUUGCCUGGCCGAGGAAAAUGAACGUUUAGAUUUCCAUGUCAUCAUGCAUAGACUACACAACACAGGGGUCUGGUGAGAAUUUCAAAAGGCUUUGCUGAGUUUUACAAAUUGCCAGAGACCAAUAUAAUGACCAAGUGUUUAGGAUUCACCCCAGUUCUGGACUGAAGCCUGCUGGGAGGACUUGGAAAGAUUGCUAAUUUGCGGAUCCACUGUCACGUGAUUUACAUAUUUUGUUAAAGUAAUAUUUUGGGUUCAAUACAAGUUAAGCUUAAUCGACAGAAUUUGUGACAAUGUUGAUUACCACAAAAAAAUAAUUUCGACUCCUUUAAAAAAAGCAAAAGUCAAGGUUAUAGUGAGGCACUUAAAAUGAAAGUGAACGGGGCCAAUUUUUGGAGGAGUCAAAGGAAGAAAUGUGAAGCUUAUAAUUUUAUAAUAGCAGUUACAUUAAUUCUUUUGUUAAAACUUGUGUAUUAUUUGAGCUGUAGAAUUGUUCAAAUUGUCGUUUUUAUGUUUGUUUUAGGGUUUUUGAUGUUACAUAACAUUUUGUAAGUGAUUUUAUUACACUAAAAUCAUGCUAACACGCAUAUUUUUUUACAUCAUGUGGCUUUACUUUUGAAAGAGUGAGUAUUUUAACAUUUACGGAUUGGCCCCAUUCACUUCCAUUGUAAGUGCCUCAUUGUAACCCAGAUGUUGCUUUUUUGUGGUAAUCAACAUUAUGCUACAAAUGCUGUUGAUUGAGCUUAACUUGAAUUGAGGCCAAAAUAUUCCAGAAUAAUUAUUUAGAGUUUGCACAACAAAUUCAGCGUUAUGAAUGAACGUUACACACGUUUUCUGACAUUGCAUCAAGCACUUUACAUAGUGAACAAGGGGUUGUCCUCAACCACCACCAGUGUGCAGCAUCCACCUGGAUGAUGCAACGGCAGCCUUAGUUCGCCAGAAUGCUCACCACACACCAGCUGUUGGUGGAGAGGAGAGAGUAGAGUAAUAGAGUCAGUUAAUGGAUGGGGUUUAUUGGGCCAAUUGAUAAGGGCCAAUAGGGGAAAUUUUGUUAGGACACCUGGGUUGCACCCCUACUCUUUUACGAGAAGUGCCCUGGGAUUUCUAAUGACCACAGAGAGUCCUAGGGUUAACAUCUCAUCCAAAAAUCCUGUGCCUUUUUUUCAGUACAGUGUCCCCAUCACUAUACUAGGGCAUUAGGACCUACACAGACUGCAGGCCAUUCAUCAUACCCUCUGUCACCUGGCUCGUUCUGUCUUUGGUCCUGGUGAUUCCUAGCCCCCCUUCAUUCCUCUCCCACCUCCUGCAUUUGUCAAAGUGUCCUGUCUUCCAUCCAAAGUUCUCGGUCUAUCUGCUCCACACCUGAGACUAUAGACUAUCUCAGGGCGAGAGGCUUCGGUCGGCUGGUGAUCACUCCCCUACCAACAUGCACAACAGCUGUGACUUAUAGCUCUGGAUUCUGUCUGCUUCUUCAUCACUUGCCUUGAUCAUCCCUUCCAUCAUUCACAAGAGAAUCAGACUUUAGAACAGCUUCCUGAAUCUACUCUUGUCAGUCACUGGAAAGCUGGAUUGCUGAAUUGAGCCAGUAAAACAAACUAUUGAAAUUUCAUACAGCAGUUGAAAUAGAAUGAUCAUUCAUAACUGAAUUAUUUAAGGGCUGUCAUAUAUCUGAGAGAGAAUAUAUGUGGGCUAUCUCCAGUCGACCUGUGGACAUCUCAUCAUGACAACAGUAAGUAAAUGUUGAUCUUUGACCUCUGUAAUGCCUGGAAAGAUGAAAUGUUGAUGCUUUUUCUGUCAUUAAGUUAUAUACUGGAGUAUUAAACAAGUUAUAAGCCUGGUUUACACUGCCCCAACAAACAGCAACAUUUCAAACAAACAAAGCUGACUGUUGAAUUUGGGAAACAAACUGUCAUGGGACCCUUUUUACGGACUGAUGACGAAUCUCUGCCUUAAAUUACCAACGUAAAUCUAGCAAAUUUUUUAUAUUAGAUUUUUUUUUAAUUAUUAUUUAAUUUACAUUUAUCACAUUAUUCUUUGUGUUAUUUUACCCUGGCAUUCAUAUAAAAGAAAAAGAAAAGUCAACACUGCUGCAAUGGGAUCUCAAGUUCAGCUGCUGAAGGAGUGACAGUAAAUUUGUUAUUUUUUUCUUUUCUGACUGCUGUAAUUCACUGCUCUCUGUUUUUCUUUUGCAAAAAGGAACACAAAUAUUAUAUAUACAGGGUUGUGAGGGUUACUUUUGAAAUGUAUUCCACUACAGAUUACAGAAUACAUGCUGUAAAAUGUAAUUUGUAACAGUAUUCCGUUAGAUUACUCAAGGUCAGUAAUGUAUUCUAAAUACUUUGGAUUACUUCUUCAGCACUGGUAGAUUUUUUCACUUGUUUUGACUAUAAAAACUCUGCCAGAACAGUAAGACAAAAUACAUGUUAAAAAUACAUUCUCUGAAAAACCUAAAUAUCUUAUGCAGUGUUGUUUCUAAAACAAGAUAAAUCAAAUUGAUCUUGUUUUAAGGAUUUUUAGAUAUUUUUUUACAGGAAAACAAUAAAAAAAUAUAUUAUCUAAAAUAUGAUUUUUGCCCUAAUAUCAAAGGUCUUACUAGAAAAAAGAAAUUAUGAUCCAACGUGAAUUUUCUUGAUAAAAAAAUAUGAUCGUGCCUGGUAACAUGUGCAUGUAAAAUGGCUAGAAAUAGCAUUUUAGCUUAGCGUAAAGAUGACAAUAUACACAAGGUUUAUUUCUAUUUCUUGUGCUCCAAACUUAUUUCAAACUUAAUCCUCUGUCUGCUCGUAUGAAUGUAACACAUCAUAAGAAAGUGUUUCACUGCUGUUCAAAUGCACUUUGGAUCGCAUCAAUUAAAUGUUUAAAUGUUUUCCAUCUGAAAGGACUAAAUAUUAAAUGAAACAAAUGACAAUAAAAUGCAAAGUAAUCUCUUCAGUAAUCAAAAUACUUUUUGAAUGUAACUGUAUUCUAAUUACCAAUGAUUUAAAUUGUAAUUGUAGUGGAAUACAGUUACUUAUAUUUUGUAUUUUAAAUACGUAAUCCCGUUACAUGUAUUCCAUUACUCCCCAACCCUGUAAUAUAUAUAUAGUUGUAAUCAAAAUUAUUCAACCCCCCCAAGACAGUAAGGAUUUACAAAGGUAAGCUUUUCUAAUGACCCAGACUUUUUUAACUUUACAUCUAUAUCAGUUGAGUGACACAUUCAAAGUCAUAGUGUGAAUUUAUAACAUAAUAUUUGUAAAUAGCAGAAUUUUUUUAAAUACAGCCAUGUCAUAAUUAUUCAACCCCUAUUGCAUGUAGGUGUUUCUUAAAUACGUGAGGCUACACAAGUAAUUGUUUUAAAACAAAUUUAAGUCAUCACUCUACAAUGGCACUUAUUUAAGUUUUAAAAUGUAAUUUUAGCGUUGUAAGCAAAAAUGUAUUUCUAUGCAAAAAAAGCAAUUAAACAUAAGCUGUCUCAAAAACUAAUAGAGGAGAUUAUUUCAUUACAUAAGAAAAGGCCAUGGCCAAAAUGACAUUUCUAAGGCUCUUCAAUUUCCAACAGACAAAGUUGGCAGCACCAUUCAUACAUUUUUUAAAUAUGGUACAACAGCAACCUUCUUGGGGUGUGGAAGAAAGCAAAACUUCACCAAGGGAAAUGUUGACUUGAAUAUUCAAGAAGUAAUAGGAAAGAAGUAGGAAAGACCUGUGGAGUCCUGGAAGAAGGUUUUAUAGAUGUUUGACACUAAACUGAAAAUGAGUUUUAGACCCAUGGGUCAGCAGUACGUCUGGUGUAAGAUGACAAGCUGAUGACAAGAAUGACACCAUCCCCACAGUCAAGCAUGGAGGUGGGUCAGUCCUGUUAUGGGGGUGUUUUGCGGUUACAGGAAACGGCUAUCCUGACUAUGUGACUGACACCAUGGAUUCUUUCAGGUAUCAGGCCAUUUUGGCAUGAAAAUGUGAUGCCUUCAGUGUGUAAAUUGAAGCUCGUGAUCACUGGACUUUCCACCAAGACAAUAAAACCAAAGAUACAUCCAAGUUGUCCAAAAUCUGGUUCAGGGAUAGGUCAUGGAAUGUCCUUAAAUGGCCCUUUCAGUCCACACCUUUGUUGGGAUUUCAAGGAAGCAGUGGCAGUAAUGCUUCCAAUUCUCCCCUUCUUUUUUGGUGAUACAUUCCUUGCAGGUGAUCAAAGGUGGUAGUGUUUAUUUCUUUUUCUCUCUUUUUUUUUUCCCAAACCUUUCAUUACACAUGGCAGUGGGUUUAUUUGCAGUGUUUGGGGACUGACUGAUGUUUGGCAUCCUGUUGAGUUUGACAUGGGGCACCUCUUCACCCCCGUCCCUCGGAGCUAACAAGCCUCUGGAGGAAGAGUCCCUCUAAUUAGGGUCAAAGACAACACUCAGUAUCAACCCGCUGUCUCAGUUUCUCCCUCAGGGUCUAGAUUGUCUUUGCUGUUCCCAGGACAGGAAGGUGUAGGACCAGAUGCCCUCUCGUUUUGGCACUGCUGUGCGGAUCUUCACUACCACCUUGUUUGCAGCAGUGGUGCUUUUUGCCAUCCUGCUGGCCUAUGUGACAGGUUACCAGUUUAUCCACACCGAGCGGCAUCACCUCUCUUUUGGCCUCUACGGUGCCUUUCUAUCCCUCCACCUCCUGCUGCAGAGCCUCUUCGCCUUCCUGGAACACAGGCAAAUGCGGGGUACCUCCAGACCCCAGCACCUGCGGCACACCGUGGCCCUCUGCAUUGCAGCCUACCAGGAGGAUCCGGACUACCUCCGCAAAUGUCUGCGGAGCGUUCGGCGCAUUUCCUUUCCCGACCUUAAAGUAGUGUUGGUGGUGGAUGGGAACCGACAGGAAGAUUCCUACAUGAUGGAUAUCUUCCAGGAGGUGAUGGGGGGAGUGGAGCAGACAGGUUGUGUGGUGUGGAAGGGGAAUUACCAUAGCGACGGAGAUGGAGGAGGACGGAAGGGCUCACUGCAUGCAGAUGAGGCUGCACAGGUGGCCAGGGUGGUGCGGAGCUGCCAGUAUUCCUGUAUCAUGCAGGAGUGGGGAGGCAAAAGAGAGGUGAUGUACACAGCCUUCAAAGCCCUGGGAAAUACUGUGGAUUACAUACAGGUGUGCGAUUCGGACACUGUACUAGAUCCAGCAUGCACUAUUGAGAUGCUGAAGAUUCUGGAGGAGGAUCCGCAAGUGGGUGGAGUGGGAGGAGAUGUUCAGAUCCUAAACAAGUACGACUCCUGGAUCUCCUUCUUGAGCAGCGUCCGUUACUGGAUGGCCUUCAACGUGGAGCGGGCCUGCCAGUCUUACUUCGGAUGUGUGCAAUGCAUCAGUGGCCCGCUGGGAAUGUACCGCAACUCUCUCCUCCAGCAGUUCCUGGAGCCCUGGUACCACCAGACCUUUCUGGGCAGCAAGUGCAGCUUUGGUGAUGACCGGCACCUCACCAACCGUGUCCUCAGCUUUGGCUACAAAACCAAGUUCACAGCACGCUCACAAUGCCAGACUGAGACCCCCACACAAUAUCUUCGCUGGCUCAACCAACAGACCCGCUGGAGCAAGUCUUACUUUCGAGAGUGGCUCUACAACGCCCUCUGGUUCCACAAGCACAGUCUCUGGAUGACCUACGAGUCUGUGGUCACUGGGUUCUUCCCAUUCUUUCUAGUGGCUACAGUGAUCCACCUGUUCUACCGAGGUCGGUUGUGGAACAUCUUGCUCUUCUUGUUAACAGUCCAGCUGGUGGGCAUGGUGAAAGCCACCUACGCCUGCUUCCUACGAGGCAGCCUGGUCAUGAUCUUCAUGUCAUUGUACUCACUGCUCUACAUGUCAAGCUUGCUACCAGCUAAGAUCUUUGCCCUCUUGACUAUUAAUAAAGCAGGCUGGGGCACAUCUGGCAGGAAAAAGAUAGUGGUGAACCUGAUUGGAGCAGUGCCAGUGACCGUAUGGGUAGCCAUUCUGCUCGGUGGCGUGAUUUACACCAUCUACUGUGAGGUGCAAGAGCCCUUCAGUGAGACAGAGAAGGCACUUCUCAUCGCUGGUACUAUCCUCUAUGCCUGUUACUGGCUUAUAUUGCUAGUGCUCUACCUGGCCAUAGUGGCCAAGCGCUGUAACAAAAGAGAGGAACAGUAUCACCUAUCCUAUGCCGAAGCCUAGCAUGGACU
Molecule: messenger RNA, 6614 nt
Organism: Myxocyprinus asiaticus (Chinese sucker)
Lineage: Eukaryota; Metazoa; Chordata; Actinopteri; Cypriniformes; Catostomidae
Gene: has3
Product: hyaluronan synthase 3
Exons: 5
Coding region: 4945-6606 (553 amino acids)
Biological process (GO): extracellular matrix assembly; hyaluronan biosynthetic process
Molecular function (GO): hyaluronan synthase activity
Source: RefSeq, a predicted model, not a curated record